AUGUGGCCGUUUUUGUCUCCUAUGCUUCUAUCACUAUUAUGCUUUUUUCUAUCCUCAAGCGUCGUCAAUUCCUCGCCAGCCCCCCAGCCAUCAUCUGUUGAUGUCUUCUACUGGCCCGUCGCAGCUUCUGAACCUUCUUUACUGGCUCAGAUUUCAUAUAACUCGACUUCUAUGAACUCAGAGUUGGUCACCUAUUCGCCUCCGACUCUUGCUCACGCACAACAGUCGUCGGACUUGGUUCGCAUCGGUUUUUUCGCAAUCAACACUUCAGGCUCCAAGCACUGGGUCGGGACUGCUACUUCCUGGUCGUCGUUCUUUGGAGAUGAGGACAACCGCCCUGUCCUUCGACUUUACGUCGAUUCGCCUUCUGAGGACGAAUUGUAUCACGUUGCUCUAGUAUCCUCUACUACAUUCGCUGAUAUCUCGACUCUGGUCAGCCCUCGAGUGGAGCUAGUAUCGAACGAGGCUGGCCCGCGUCCGCACCUAAAUCAACCUGUCAUUAUCGGCCCGGACGGAAAGAACGCAGACGAAGUUGUCGAGAAGACAUUUUUCCAGAAGUACUGGUGGAUUUUCCUCAUCGUCACAUUUCUCGCCAUGUCUGGUGGAGGGGAGGCGCAGUAG
Aspergillus fijiensis CBS 313.89 is the source of this 621-nucleotide messenger RNA. RefSeq lists its product as uncharacterized. The record is from RefSeq and is a predicted model, not a curated record. The transcript is spliced from 2 exons. The coding region runs from base 1 to 621 and encodes 206 amino acids. Lineage: Eukaryota; Fungi; Ascomycota; Eurotiomycetes; Eurotiales; Aspergillaceae.